Molecule: messenger RNA, 1549 nt
Organism: Eublepharis macularius
Lineage: Eukaryota; Metazoa; Chordata; Lepidosauria; Squamata; Eublepharidae
Gene: MTIF3
Product: mitochondrial translational initiation factor 3
Exons: 4
Coding region: 266-1114 (282 amino acids)
Biological process (GO): ribosome disassembly; mitochondrial translational initiation
Cellular component (GO): mitochondrion
Molecular function (GO): ribosome binding; translation initiation factor activity
Source: RefSeq, a predicted model, not a curated record
GGCUGCUCCGCUUGAGUUCGAGCCCGGGGUAAACCCUUGAGGGGGGCUACCGAGGCUGCGGGGGACGGGAGACCGAACCGAGGGGCCGACCGGCCGACCAGGAGAGGGCCCCGUCGGGCUGGAGACUGGAGAGCCCCUUUCCGUUUGUCGCAGCCUGGGGCUCGGGUAAAGGGCUUCCAGGUCAAAGGAGGCGCCUUCUUCCUUCUGAGAUUCCUCCCCAGCUUGUGUAUUGUACCUGUACUAUUUUUUCACCCUUGUCCCCAUAAUGACUGCCUUGUGCCUAAAGAAGCUAAUGGGUCAGGCCAUAAGAAAUGAAACUAAUUUCAUCACUAGAUGUUUUGCCAGUUUUUGGCCACAACCAGUACACACCACAGUGAUCUCUUACACAUGGUUAGAACUGGAGCAUUCUAAAAGAGGAUUUAUCUCUGUUCUUACAAAAGCGUUCUGUACAUAUGAAGAUGACAAGGAAAAGGUGAAAGGAAAGAAAGUCAACCCCAAUGCCAGGAAAACCAUCAGAAGUGUUGGGAGGAAAAUCCCUUAUCGACUUAUUCACAUAAUUGAUGAGAAUGGUGAGGACCAGGGGACAAUGCACAGAGCAGAUGCCAUUCAAAUCAUGAAUGAAAGGGGGGUGAAACUUGUCCUGUUGAAGGAGACAGCAGACCCUCCAUUGUACAGACUAAUGAGUGGUCAGCAGAUUAAAGAAGAGCGCCUCAAACUAAGAGACAAGCAGAAAGCUAGCUCCAAAAAUGGACUUGUUCAGCAGAAGGAAUUAACUUUUACCACAGUUAUUGCACAGCACGAUUUAGAUAUCAAGAUAAAACAAAUUCAGAAAUGGAUUGAAAAGAAGCAUAACAUCAAGGUUACUGUGCAGCAAAAGAAAAUUGCUGAUGGACCAGAAAAGAUGCUAGAGUUAUUUGAGAGGAUUUUAGAGACCAUGCCUGGGAAAGCUACUUACCUCUCCCCACCUCGUAUUCGAAAAGAAGGAAGAAGUAUGUGCAUAUAUAGACAUAUGUCAGAGAAAGAAAUCCAGACAUAUAAGCGUACAGAGAAAGAAAAAAACACAGAAAAGGACAAUGAAAGGAAAACUACCGAAUCAGGUCUUCUCAAGCAGUGAUUAUUUUAUUUUUCUACAAAAAGUGGAAACAUUUCAAAGCAAAUACAGUUUCCUGUACUGACUACAAACUUACCAACAGUGACAUCAUAAAGCCAUUCAAGUGCAUGAAGCUCAUCUACAACUCUAGUCUAGACACAGUGUUUCAACAUUUGGCAGUGUGUUCUCCACAUGGUUUUGUGUGGUUAAAGUCUCAUCCAUUGACAGUCCACUUCGCUGUGCUUUAGGUGGGAUGUAGCCACUGAGGCGAGAGGCCAGACUUCGCUUUGGACGCUCUUUCUAGCAUUGAGAAAGAACACAACACUGUAUUCAGUUAUUAAUUCUAUCAGAAAGAGAAAGCUUUAAAGAUUUCUAAAAAAAUGAUGUUUUGUACAUUUAUGGGUCCUCCCUUGGCCAAAAGACUGAAAAAUAAAAUAUACGUGAUGCGAUUAUUUGAAA